CUUUAUCAACAUCAACUCAGUUCCUCUUCUUGCUUUCAAAUCUCACACUGAUAACUUGGUAAUCCCAUUCCCCUAAAUCUUAAUAUAUCUCUCAGAGCCACUAUAACCUCACAACUCUCUAUCAACGUAUCUGAGACAACCUCGAUUUAACAUGUUCCCCAACUUUACAAAAACCUUCUUCAUGCUCGCUCGUACUCCCCUCAUCCCACCUCCAGCCGGUCCAGCAACUUUCGAACUCGCUCCCAUGGCCGGUCCCUCUAGACCGAUGGCGACGAGGACGAGGACGGUCAGUAGUUUAUCCUUGGGCGGAAGAGGACGGAGGGGGUAUGCUAGUGAUAAAGGUCAGAAGGAGUUGUAUAGUGAUGAACUGGGUAGCACAGGAGCGGGUACUGACGACGUGGCUCAUUCCGAUGCGGCCUAUGAUAAAGAUGCCAACCCUCAAAGAUCGGCUCAGAAAGUGGAGAAAGAAACGGGCAAAGACUUUACACAACGCUCCCCUGCCAAUCCAGCUUCUUCCCAGCCUCACCAACAGGGCAACAAACAGUCAGACGCCCCUUUUGGCACCUCGAACAAGCCGCAAGGUAGAUGA
Molecule: messenger RNA, 589 nt
Organism: Tremella mesenterica DSM 1558
Lineage: Eukaryota; Fungi; Basidiomycota; Tremellomycetes; Tremellales; Tremellaceae
Exons: 3
Coding region: 152-589 (145 amino acids)
Source: RefSeq, a predicted model, not a curated record